Saccharomyces eubayanus is the source of this 1656-nucleotide messenger RNA. RefSeq names its product dolichyl-P-Man:Man(7)GlcNAc(2)-PP-dolichol alpha-1,6-mannosyltransferase (gene ALG12). Gene Ontology annotation, cellular component: endoplasmic reticulum membrane. The record is from RefSeq and is a predicted model, not a curated record. The transcript has a single exon. Gene Ontology annotation, biological process: protein N-linked glycosylation. Bases 1 to 1656 code for a protein of 551 amino acids. Lineage: Eukaryota; Fungi; Ascomycota; Saccharomycetes; Saccharomycetales; Saccharomycetaceae. Gene Ontology annotation, molecular function: alpha-1,6-mannosyltransferase activity.
AUGCGUUGGUCCGUUCUCGAUACAGUGUUACUGGCCGUGAUUUCCUUCCAUCUAAUCCAAGCUCCUUUCACUAAAGUAGAAGAGAGUUUCAAUAUCCAAGCCAUCCAUGAUAUUUUGAAUUAUAGUGUUUUUGACAUUUCCCAAUAUGACCAUUUGAAGUUCCCCGGUGUGGUUCCCAGAACGUUCGUUGGUGCUGUGAUUAUUGCAAUGCUUUCCAGACCUUACCUGUACCUCAGUUCUCUGAUCCAGGCUGCCAAGCCCUCUUCUAUAGACGUUCAGUUGGUCGUUAGAGGUGUUGUGGGGCUUACGAAUGGGAUUUCUUUCAUUUAUUUGAAGAAUGCUUUGCAAGACAUGUUUGACAAGAUUACGCAGAAGAAAAAGGAAGAGAAUGAGAACCAGGAAAUAUACGUUUACGAUAGCGCUGGUUCAUGGUUUCUUUUAUUUUUGAUUGGUAGUUUCCAUUUGAUGUUCUAUAGCACCAGAACCUUACCUAAUUUCAUCAUGACCCUACCGUUAACUAACGUCGCAUUGGGUUGGGUCUUGUUGGGUCGUUACAAUGCCGCGAUUUUUCUGUCUGCAUUCGUUGCAAUUGUAUUCAGACUAGAAGUUGCUGCUUUAAGCGCAGGUAUUGCAUUAUUUUCUGUCAUUUUCAAGAAAACUUCAUUACCUGAAGCAAUCAAAUUUGGUAUCUUCGGCCUAGGGUUAGGUUCCAUCAUUGGUAUCACAAUUGAUUCAUAUUUCUGGCGAGAAUGGUGUCUCCCUGAAGUGGAUGGCUUUUUAUUCAACGUUGUAUCUGGCUAUGCUUCCAAAUGGGGGGUUGAACCAGUAACGGCUUAUUUCACCCAUUACUUGAGAAUGAUGUUUAUGCCACCAACUGUGUUACUACUGAAUUACUUCGGCUAUAAAUUGGCCCCCGCCAAUCUAAAAAUUGUUUCAUUAGCAUCUCUUUUCCAUGUUGUCAUCAUGUCUUUGCAGCCCCACAAGGAAUGGAGAUUUAUUAUCUAUGCUGUUCCCUCCAUUUUGUUGUUAGGCGCCACUGGGGCUGCACAUCUGUGGGAAAAUAUGAAAGUAAGAAAGAUAACUAAUGUCCUAUUCUUGACUAUAUUGCCCUUGUCCAUAUUGACAUCUUUUCUCAUUUCAAUGGCGUUUUUGUAUGUCUCAAGAAUGAACUAUCCAGGUGGUGAAGCUUUGGCUUCCUUUAAUAAUAUGAUUGUAGAAAACAAUAUUAAAAACGUAACUGUCCAUAUGAGCGUACCUCCAUGUAUGACAGGUGUUACCUUAUUUGGCGAAUUGAACCGUGAUGUAUACGGUGUCAUUUACGAUAAGACUGAGAACGCUACUAUAUUGGAAGACAUUUGGCCUUCGUUUGAUUAUUUGAUUACCCAUGAACCAACGGCCGCCCAAUUACCAUUCGAAAACACAACCACGCAUCAUUGGGAACUCGUCAGCUCAACUAAAAUGUUUACCGGAUUCGAUCCAUCCUAUAUCACCAACUUUGUUUUCCAAGAGAAUGUUAACGUUUUGUCCCUAAUUAAACAAAUUAUUUUCGAUAAAACACCUGCUGUUUUUUUGAAGGAAUUGACUACUAAUUCCAUUAUUAAAAGCGAUGUAUUUUUCACUUACAAGAGAGCCAAACAAAAUGAAAGAACAAACUAA